AAUACCAUACAACAGUACCAGGCAAUUCCUGUUAUUGAUUAACUGUGAUCUGUGUAUCCUUGGACAGUUGAUUUGAGGGCAACUGGACUUGCCCUCAAUUCAACCCUCCUUGGAUAACCAUGACCUGAUCGACUGAGAGUCUUCACAGACAUUUGUAUAUACAUAUUAGCACAUGUAAUCACUACAGCUGCUUUUCCACAGUCAUUUCUUACCAUGAGUUUUAUUUCAGGAUGUCUAAACUUGAACGUCUGAAUGCCCGUGUGGCCAAGUUGCUAACUGAGGCAGUGCAGGAGGUUCUGGAGAUGGUGAAGGAGACGGUGUCAGAGUACCAAGAGAAAACUGCCAGAACACAGAGAGAAAACGAGAGUCUGAAGAGGAGACUGCAGGAGCUCCAAGAAAAGAUAUCAAAAGAGAGUGCACCUGUUCUACCUGCAAGUGGUCAAUUUCCUGAAGAGAAUCCAGAGAAUCAAGAACAGGAUUAUGGGCUCUCUCUGCAGCAGAACUCCGAACUCGCUCUCACAGAGCAAAAACAUAUAAGCAACCACAGUCCUGAGCAUGAUGUGAAGCAGAAAUCUGAACUGGAAAGUAACACUGAAUCACAAGCUGAGUGCAACUUGGCACAAACAUCAGUAGAACAUUGCAAAGAGCAACCAAAAGAGGAGGAACAAAUUACUGAGGAAGCAAUGACUGUCCACACAUCUCACAACACAAAUAAUGUGUGCACCUCUCACUCCACUUCCACGCUUGGGAUAAACCUGGCUGUUGUCAAAAAGGAAGUGGAGCCAACAGACUGCAUGACAUCAGAACCACCAUCUUUACAAGAACGUUACAAUGACUGCGUGGAUUUAAGCUGUAACUCCUCUCGUCACAACUCUGAUGGAACCCAUAAUUCACAAGUUAGUGCUGAACCUUACGGACUUGUCUUUGUCCGCUCAAAUCACACCAUAUCGAGGAGGCAUUCAUAUGCCAAAAGUAACAGGACUGCUUUUGAAGGGAGAAAAAUCAGGAUGGAUCACUUCAGGACAGACGACUCACACGUGUGUCUUGUUUGUGGAAAGACGUUCAGCAGGGUCGGUAACUUGAGAAUCCACCAACGAUGUCACACAGGCGAGAAGCCGUACGGCUGCGUACAGUGCGGGAGGCGUUUCAGUCAGGCUGGAGAUCUGAAAAAACAUAAGAGGGUCCACACAGGGGAGAAACCGUACUACUGCAGCCAGUGUGGAAAAAGCUUCAGUCGGGGGGAGAAUCUGAAAAGACACCAAAAGGUCCACAUCGGAGAGACGUUACAGUUGCAGCAGGUUUGGAGCGAGCAGCAGUAGAGAUCACUAUACUGGACUCACUGAGGUUGUGAUGACGCUGUGAAGUUUAAGAAGUAGUUGCAGGGUAUUUAAGUUAUAAGCUACUGAAUAUAUUAAGAAGCUAGUCUCUUGUAACUCAUCAAGAAUUGUUACGAGGAGUUUUUUAUGGUUCGGGUUUGUAUACAGUUGUGUGCUAAUUAUGCUUGUCCUUUUGUCCUUGCAACCAUAAUAAAACUGUAGUAGAUUAUCACUUACCAAAUAGGCUAGCACUGUACAGAUAGAAAUGCACUAAUACAAAGGCAUACUGUCAGUAUUAGUUUUGCUGACACGAUUGUGUCUUAUUGUGGAAAGAUGUGUGAUUUCACUAAGAAAAGAGCCAAAGAGUCAGAUAUCUCAGCUUCAGGUGCAGUCACAUGACGUUUCAUCCAUGAGUUUUUGCUCCGUUCUUCAUUCACUUCUAUUGAAAGUCACCUGAUGGACAAAUUCAAGCACCCUUGCCAUGAUUUGGUGCCGUGUCCAGCAGGCUGUAGAGGAUUUGCAGGUCAGAGUUCACCUUUGUUCAACUUUGAUCCUGUCGGAUGUGCUCUUUCAGCCAAUAGAAACACUAUUGUUAAGUAUUAUUUUUUUCCAUCACCAGUUUUAGUAGAUGAUCACUGCCAGACUGUAAACUGUUGCAUCACUCUCAUUAAUUAUUACUCACAUCACAUCCUUUUUUUGGAGUGUGUGGAAACGUCAUGUUAGCACACCUUUAGGCUUAUAGAGCUUCAUCCCUCACAGAGGAUCUAUGAGAAUAAGCAGCUGAGUUGAAUUGAGUAAAAGCAUUUUUGAAAUUUAGAAUAUCUCAGCCUCUGCUUCGGAUAUUGCCUUUUUUUAUUAUUGUUUUUUUAAGUACCUGAAACAGUACAGUACUAAAUGAUGGAAAUACUCUAUAAAAAAUGAUCAUUAUCAGUUAUAUAUCAAUAAUAUGGAAUAGGAAAAUACUGGUUACAGACAAAUGCCAUAAAAAGCCAUAUUGGUGCAUCUCUACUUUACAGUAGCUGGUGUACUGUGACUGUGUUUCACCUCUUGUAACACUUCCUUUUGCCAUGUACAGAAUGACUCGUGUUUAAUAAGUGAAUGCUAAAGACAGUGAUUGAAACUCAUUAAUAUUUCUUAAAUAUCACUAGCAUGAUUGUGAUUAAAAUUGCCUGAUUUUCCUGAAUGACUGAAACUUGCUUUCUGCCAGAUGUAUUUAUUGCAACAUUUUACGAUAUUUUGUGGCUCAAGAGAAAUAAAUUAAUUUAUU
This is a messenger RNA of Scomber japonicus (chub mackerel), 2583 nucleotides long. Its product is annotated as zinc finger and SCAN domain-containing protein 31-like. Bases 231 to 1319 code for a protein of 362 amino acids. Gene Ontology annotation, biological process: regulation of transcription by RNA polymerase II; central nervous system development. The transcript has 2 exons. Lineage: Eukaryota; Metazoa; Chordata; Actinopteri; Scombriformes; Scombridae. The record is from RefSeq and is a predicted model, not a curated record. Gene Ontology annotation, cellular component: nucleus. Gene Ontology annotation, molecular function: DNA-binding transcription factor activity, RNA polymerase II-specific; RNA polymerase II cis-regulatory region sequence-specific DNA binding.